AAACAAUGGCAUUGCUUGAAAAUAGUUGGAAAGAAGCAACUGAGGCAUUAGAUAAUAAUGUCUGUAACAUAUGGUUUAAUAAAUUAAAAAAAGCUCAUUCAGAAGAGAAAAGAACUUAUCAUAACUUAGAUUUGCUUUGUGAGAAGUUGAAUCAUUAUUAUGAGAUAAAAAAUAAUUUAAGGAACCCGAGAGCUUUACUUCUUGCAUUGUUUUUUCAAAACUUGGAGUAUGAUCCAAAAGUUAAAGAUGAAGAAAUUAAGAAUUUAGAACAUUUCAUUGUAUUUGCUGAAGAAGCUGGUAUUACCAUGUAUUCAGAAUUAAGAGAAGAAACAUGUGCUUUACUUAAGAUUGCUGCCACACAUAGUACAGAAGCUCAUAAAGUUGAAGGUUCAUUUGGUUGUCAAGAUGUUCAUUACUUUCUAGAUUUAGAUAUGGUUGUUUUAGGUUCUCUGCCUGAAAAUUAUGCAGAGUAUAGAGGAAAAAUUCGUGGAGAAUAUGCUUUUUUGAGUGAACCUAUAUACACUGCAUUGCGAUUAAAGGUGUUACAAAAUUUUGUACAAAUUCCCAAUAUUUUUGCAACAAAAGUGUUUCGAGAAAAAUUCGAAGCACAGGCACGAGAAAAUAUACAAGCUGAAAUAGAAUUAUUAUCUUAAACUUCUACAGAAAUCAAAAAAUAUGUUGAGUAUGCCAAAAUUCAAUGUUGUGAACAUUUUAUGGUCCAGGUAUAUUUUCAAUCAAAUUUAAGAU
Molecule: messenger RNA, 747 nt
Organism: Vespula pensylvanica (western yellowjacket)
Lineage: Eukaryota; Metazoa; Arthropoda; Insecta; Hymenoptera; Vespidae
Exons: 4
Coding region: 6-653 (215 amino acids)
Source: RefSeq, a predicted model, not a curated record